AUGAGCAGAUCCGCAGGCUCAGACAAAGACGCGGGCUUCAAGCGUGCAAACGAAAUCAGCAGCUCCAUGUUGGGCAUGCCGGGAUAUGCUGAUGACUCCAUGCUAUUCGUCGUCCGGUUUGCCAAUAAGCUCAAGGUAAACAUCUACUUGCUCAACUACUUCCCCGCAGAAUGGACUCGGCUCAGCCAGAAAGACCACGACCAGUUCUGGAAGUCCCUCGACGCUAUGAACAAGGCGAGCGCCAGGCCCGCCGAGGAAUUCGGUGGUCUUGAGGGCCGCGCCCAACACGUCUCGGCGCUGCGCCAGGCCACCCUCGAGUCCGUCAAGGAUUACCCAGACCUCGUCCAGGAGUUCGACCACUUCUGCAACGUGUCGAGGGCGCAAUUCAAGAAGUUCAGGGGAGAGGCCCCCUCGGCAUCCUCCUCCUCAACACCAGCGACGUCGGAGGCGAGCUGA
Messenger RNA from Clonostachys solani, 456 nucleotides. The record is from the annotation of a GenBank genome assembly. Lineage: Eukaryota; Fungi; Ascomycota; Sordariomycetes; Hypocreales; Bionectriaceae.